UUGUUACAUUUGAUAAAUUAAUACAGUUAAAUAAAUUUUGUUUAAUUUUUGCCAUACCAUGAAUGUGAGCAAUGAGUCAAGUCAAGGAGAAAUCCAACCACGUCCUCUUGUAGCACCUCCAAACUAUCCAAAGCGAUUGCCUGAAUUUAAAGUUGGUCCGGUGGUUAAUGAUUUGGGCUUUACAUUAAGUGAACGAUUGGCUCUUAAGCAGGCAUGGAAUCAAAUUAAGCCCAAAGAACGCCGUCUUGGUCAAGAAGUCUUCUACAGAUUUCUCAAUGAACAUUAUUUUGCUAUGUAUACAUUUCAGUCGAAUGAAAAACUAGAUCUUCAUAGUCUGCACAGUCAUGCUCGGAAUUUUGUGCAUUUUAUUGGCGAUCUGAUAAAUGAAUCUGAUCCAACAAUGUUUCAAUUCAUGGUUCAUGAUAUCAAUCAAAUACACAAUUGCAGGCAUGUCCCGAAACACUACAUUGAGAUGCUGCUCCAAGCUCUAACAGACGCAAUACUCAAAGACCUCCAUAAGAUGACUUGUCCAACAUUGGAGAACGGUUUAAAGCGUUUGGUAGAUAAAUUCAAAAAUUAUAUGAACGAAAGUGAUUGCAAUGCCAAAUCUACUGUGUCCUAUAAAAGACAAAUGAAAAGAGACAGACAACCCAUGGCCAAACAAGCAGAUCAAAUUUGAUUCUUCACUAGUAAAAUAUAACGUAUACGCACUGAGUGAACUCAAUUGACAUCGACGUGAAAAACGCUUCCCGAAUCGCUGAUCUAUAAGCAUAAUUCCAAAGUUGUCCAGUUGGCUUUGUCAUGCAAACCUCAUCGAAUUUAUAUAUCGCGUUGCUGCCAACGUCGGCGUCGCUGCGACUUCAACUGUUCAUAUCAGUUGGCGUUGGUCGCCGACGUCGCAAUAACUAUGUAUAUACAAACGUUGAUUUUGUUUAGCUGCUCAACGUUUUUCCUUCGGAGACAUUCAGUUUUAAUCGGACGCUCAACGCGCCCAUCCGCACGUUUCGAUAGUUAAAAAAAAAAUAUUCUGAAAUCGUUUGGCAUAAGGCGUAACUAACAGAAAUCUAUGUGCAGAUUAGCAUUUUAACUUUUGUCCAGUGAUCUCUCACUUUGUGAACAAUAAACCAAAUUAUAAUUGGCCUAUCUAUUGUGUUAACUAUUAUAUAUUUUCGUUGAAUUAUGGUGGCCGGCGAGGACAUUAAAAAGACUGUAAGUCAAGAAGAUGGCGAUCCCACGUCUCACAAUCCAAUGCUCUAUGAUCCUCUGCAGGAUGGUGUGGUAAAGACCUCAAAAACUCGUCAAUAUGUGGCAGCUCUUGUUGUUUGCUUGGGAGCUGUUGCUGCUGGCACUGCUUUGGCCUGGACAAGUCCUGUUUUGCCUCAAUUGAGUGCCGUUGUCAAUGCCACGACGGGAAAUUCCACAAUAGCUGGCAAUUCCACCGCAACAAUUAUAAACAAUUCCACUACUUCUACCAACGAUGGAGGAAUACAACUAACAGCCGCAGAACAGACCUGGGUCAGUUCCCUAUUGGCUAUUGGUGCCUUUUUGGGAGCUCUACCCACAGGUUAUAUUGCCGAUGCCAUUGGACGACGUUACACGGCCAUGGCCAUGGAUGUGCCUUUCAUUUUGGCCUGGCUGUCGAUUAUAUUUGCCCAAUCCGUUGGUUGGCUAUACUUGGGACGUUUCUUGAUUGGUAUCGCCACGGGUAGCUUUUGUGUGGUGGCUCCCAUGUACAUCUCAGAGAUUGCCGAGACAAGUAUUCGCGGCACAUUGGGCACUCUGUUUCAGCUAUUGCUCACUAUUGGCAUAUUGUUUGUCUAUGCGGUUGGUUCAAUGGUAUCAUGGACCACUCUAAGCACACUUUGUCUAAUUGUGCCCAUUCUGUUGCUGGUGGGCAUGUUCUUCUUGCCCGAAACGCCCGUGUACCUGCUGAAGAAGGGCCGACGUGCUGAUGCUGCUCUCUCGUUGAAAUGGCUGUGGGGUCGUUUCUGUGACUCACGCAGUGCGAUACAAAUAAUACAAAAUGAUUUGGAUCAAGCUGGUGCCGAUGCCUCAUUCUUGGAUCUCUUCAGUAAUCGUGGUUCUCUCAAAGGCUUGAUAAUCUCCAUGUUGCUGAUGCUUUUCCAACAAUUUUCUGGCAUCAAUGCGGUGAUAUUCUAUACUGUGCAAAUUUUCGAUUCGGCUGGCAGCACUCUCGAUGCCUCUAGUUGUUCGAUUGUUGUUGGCGUCGUCCAAGUGAUAAUGACUCUGACUUCAUCGCUGUUGAUCGAGCGUGCCGGACGCAAGAUUCUGUUGCUCUUCAGCAGUACUGUUAUGACCAUUUGCCUGGCCAUUUUGGGUGCCUAUUUCAAUAUCAAAGAUGGCGGCAAGGAUGUUUCAGCCAUUGGCUGGCUACCUUUACUCUGUGUCGUCCUCUAUAUAGUCACUUUCUCGGUUGGCUAUGGCCCCAUUCCAUGGCUAAUGAUGGGUGAACUCUUUCUGCCCGAUGUCAAGGCCACAGCUGUCUCCCUCACCGUCAUGUUCAACUGGCUGUGUGUGUUUUUGGUAACGAAAUCAUUUGGCACCAUGAACGAUUCAUUGGGAUCGGAUGUCACCUUUUGGUUCUUUGCCGUUUGCAUGGCUCUGGCCACCAUAUUUGUGGCAUUGGCCGUGCAGGAGACAAAGGGCAAGAGUGCCAGUCAGAUACAAAGCUGGCUGAGUGGUCGUCAAUAAAGAUAACCACCACACAUUAUGAAAAGUGGGGGCGGGAUCAGUUGGAUGGCUUACAACAAAUGACAUUGUACUCGUAUGUAAAUAAGCAGCCUAUACCAAAAAGAACACACACACACACAAUUACUUGCCGAAUGUAUCUAUACCCUCCCUUCAAACUGAUUAACUCUUUGUAGAAGAGUAUAGAACUGUAGCAUCAAAUAUUUAAGCACCCUAAUUAUUUUGACUUUGAUCAAGACCUUAAGAGUGUACUAUAUAGUUCAAUUAGUUUUUAAGCAUUACUCCCAAUUGUAUCCUUGUGUCUAUUUUCAUUUUCGUAAGUUGCCAAAGACAUGUAUUUUAAUAUUUGUGUAUAAUUUGUAUGUGUAAUUGUAUAUUUGAUAAUAAACACUAAACUGUACAGUUA
Molecule: messenger RNA, 3115 nt
Organism: Drosophila willistoni
Lineage: Eukaryota; Metazoa; Arthropoda; Insecta; Diptera; Drosophilidae
Product: facilitated trehalose transporter Tret1-2 homolog
Exons: 8
Coding region: 1180-2712 (510 amino acids)
Biological process (GO): transmembrane transport; carbohydrate transport
Cellular component (GO): membrane
Molecular function (GO): sugar transmembrane transporter activity
Source: RefSeq, a predicted model, not a curated record